AUGUUGAAGAACAUUCUCCUAUGGGCCGUCGUUGGCGUCGCCAGCGCUGCCCCUUCUAAACACUCUGGCCCCAAGAAUCAAUUGCAGGUUAAAACGUUUGUCAAUGGUGGCCAAUCUUUUGAUACCGUUUCGUCUCUCAUCAUUGGAUCGGAAGCAGCAGUCAUAUCUAACUUGCCUCUCGCUAUCCCACAAGCACAGAACCUUGCUGCAUGGGUUCGCAACACUACCAACAAGCCUCUAACCGCUGCCUUCAUCACCCAUUUUCACCCUGACCACUACCUCAGCGGUGCUGCCUUCUUCGAGCAGUUCCCUGACGUCCCUCUUUACGCCAACGCCAAGGCAAUUGGCCACAUGCAAAACGAAGUCGCCGACGUGUCCGUCUUCUGGGCCAACGUCUUCGGCAGAGAAAACAUCAGCGUGACCCCCCGUGUCCCCAUCCCCUACAACUACAGCUUCUUCACGCUCCCCGGUGACGAAGCCUCGCCCAUCCAGCUCCUCACUCCCGUUUCCAGUGACACCGUUGACGAAACCCUCUUCUGGAUCCCCUCCAUCUCCACCCUCAUCGCCGGUGACUCCGUCUUCGGCGCCUCCUUCCACGUCUGGGUCUCCGACCUGCUCACCCCCGCCCUCACCAGCGCCUGGCUCUCCACCCUCGACUUCAUCGAGAAGCUCAAGCCCAAGAUGAUCAUCCCCGGCCACUCCGUCACCAACAUUGGCUUCGGACCCUCGCGCGACCUCCAGCACACCCGCAAAUACCUCAGCUCUUUCCAGCGCCAGAUCGAAUCCAAGGGUCUCGACUUUUAUACCCCAGAGGAGAUUGUCGCCCUCUUUGACAAGGAAUUCCCCGGUGUUGCUCAGAACCCUCUUUCCACUACGCCCGCUCUCAUUCUCAACUUUACCGGCCAGGAGUUUGGUAGAGGUGGUAGCAGGUUUGCGCAUCACGUGGAUUUGAGGUCGUACGCGAAUGCGACUGAGCUUUCCGGGUGGAGGUUACAUUAG
Plenodomus lingam JN3 is the source of this 999-nucleotide messenger RNA. RefSeq lists its product as uncharacterized. NCBI's taxonomy places the organism in Eukaryota, Fungi, Ascomycota, Dothideomycetes, Pleosporales, Leptosphaeriaceae. The record is from RefSeq and is a predicted model, not a curated record.